Molecule: messenger RNA, 984 nt
Organism: Rhizoctonia solani
Lineage: Eukaryota; Fungi; Basidiomycota; Agaricomycetes; Cantharellales; Ceratobasidiaceae
Product: agmatinase
Exons: 6
Coding region: 1-984 (327 amino acids)
Molecular function (GO): agmatinase activity; metal ion binding
Source: RefSeq, a predicted model, not a curated record
AUGUUCGCGUUAGCUCAAACGAUGCCCCAAACUUGGGCCGAAAAGUAUGGACCACAAGAAGAUAUGCCUUUUUCUGGACCACUUUCGUUUGCACAUCUUCCCUAUACCAAGUGUCUGGAGGAAACGAGCGAUUCACAUGCUUUCGAUAUUGCAAUCUUGGGAAUACCCUUUGAUUCUGCUGUCACGUACCGACCUGGUGCGCGGUUUGGUCCUUAUGGAAUUCGCUCUGGGUCACGACGGAUCAGUCCUUAUGUGGGAUAUACGACAGCUUGGGGCUAUAGUCCCUAUGAUCAGAACAUAACUAUUAUGGAUUGCGGAGACGUUCCUGUCAUCCCUUUUGAUAUACCCAUGGCAAUGGAUCAAAUAGACACCGCAUAUAAUACCUUGAUACGCCGCCCGGUUGCUACAGAAAACAACUUUAGCGCGAAUACGACCAGAAACGCUGCAAAGGACGGGAAGCCUCAUCCUCGAAUCAUUACACUUGGUGGCGACCAUGCAGUCAUCCUACCAAUACUCCGGUCAUUGUACUCGGUUUACGGAGAGAUCGCUGUUGUUCAUUUCGACAGUCACUUAGAUACCUGGCCGGUGCAAGGGUUCUACGGAGCUACUAAUAACACUGUCACGCACGGAACUAUGUUCUGGACUGCUAUGAACGAGGGGUUAAUUGCCAAGGGUAACAGUAUUCAUGCAGGAAUUCGGUGUAUGAUGACUGGCUAUCGGGAUAUCCAGAACGACCAACAAGUUGGGUUCUCGAUGAUCACAACUGAUGAUAUUGAAGAACUGGGAACGGAUGGAAUCAUCCAAGUGAUAAAGCGGCGUGUCGCAGGUAAACCUGUGUAUAUUAGUAUUGAUAUCGACGUUAUCGAUCCUGCUUUGGCGCCCGCGACUGGAACACCCGAACCUGGAGGAUGGACAACUCGCGAAGUCAAGCGUAUUCUGCGAGGACUUUCGGGAAUGAACAUAAUGCAAGCCCAAAAAGAUUAA